ACUAUCAGCUGGCUCUUUUUCCUAGCAGCAGCGCACUCGAUAGUUUGGAUUCGUAGUACUGUACUUAUUUCGGAUCUGUCAUUUCACCAAGACGGAAUGAUAGUUUGACUGCUCUCAGAUAAGACUAUCAACACUCGAGUUAAAUUGACGAGUUGAAGAAAUCUCUCGCUUGUUUCGUUAUAAGUAUAGCCAGUUGUCCAUGCUAGCUUGUUAGCAAAGUAGCGUAGGCUAUAAGUUAGCUAGCUAACAACGGCAGCUAACUCCAGCAGAGAGAGACUGGAAAUAGACUUCAUUGCAUAACGUUAACUGAGAGAUAAGCUAGUUUACUGACAUAAUUAGCAUCCAUAUUCUGGGAAAGUGACAGUGAAUGCUCAAUUCUCAAGACUAACCAGUCAAUAGUUGUUGCCUUGCUAACCAGGGCAGGGAGGCUAUUCAACAAGCUAACUUUAGCAUUCAGAUAGAUCAGAAUGCCUUGACUGAGCUCGUGCGGUAAGUUUGGGGAGAGCUGCUGUACGUACGAUAAUAGAUUUUCUGCGGGGCUAAAAGCUUCGAGGGAGAGGAGUCGUUUUCAUUCAGACGUGUCCAGGGGCCUUAACGAACGUCUUUCUCACUAAAAAUAAGCCAUAGACAAUCGUCUCCCAAAUGUUGACAGAAAACAGGAAGCGGCGGCGUGGUGGAGACAAUGAGGGGGACCAGCUGAACCCCCAGGCCAAAAGGUCAGGAGGGGGGCAGGAGGGUCACGCCAUGGUGUCCAAGCUGGGCCAAGACGUCUGGGACUCUGAGUCGUCCAGCAGUGACAGCAGUAGUGGUAUCAGUAGUCCUGAGAGGGCAGCGGGAGGAGCCAGCACAUAUACACAGAGCCAGAAGAACCGCACGUCCCAGGGUCUCCUCAGACCCUCGCCAGAAGACCCUUCCAUAUCCUCGUUGAGUCUUUAUGGCAACGGCACCCCCUAUGACCACAUCAACAGUGUCCUGAGGGAGGCCCACUUCAGCAGUCUGCAGACCAGAGAACCAGGAUCUACGUGACCUCACCUCACCCCUGACCCUUGUUACCCCACUGGAAAAAGCCCAUGGGUAGGAUCCAGGAAGAAGUUGCCCAUAAACUCAAAUCUAGAAUCAAUUUACCCCAGAUUUGUGUCUAGGAGCAACUUCAUCCUACUGGGAUUCAGGAUGUGGCAGAAGUGGGUAUACAUCCUUUGGGCUCUGGACCCAAUCCAUACCAUUGUCCCUGUGCUGUACACCUUGUAAUGUGCCAUACAUAAAGCACACCUACAUAUCCAAUGGCCCACCCACUGUGGUACUACUAUAUGCAGUAUGUACAGUACCAGUCAAAUGUUUGGACACACCUACUCAUUCCAGGGUUUUUCUUUAUUUUUACUAUUUUCU
Coregonus clupeaformis (lake whitefish) is the source of this 1386-nucleotide messenger RNA. RefSeq lists its product as uncharacterized. The transcript is spliced from 3 exons. The record is from RefSeq and is a predicted model, not a curated record. Lineage: Eukaryota; Metazoa; Chordata; Actinopteri; Salmoniformes; Salmonidae. Bases 643 to 1026 code for a protein of 127 amino acids.